CAUACUUGCAAGUGUCUUCUGUUGUCAUGACAGAUUCUCCUGCUAGUUCACACAAUGUUCAAAAGGCACAAGUCCCUUGCUUCGGAACGCAAGAGAGAAAUAUUUUCCCGAGGAGUUACACGGUCCAUGCUGAAGAAUGACUUGAGAAACUUUCACUGUUUGUCGCAACUUGUGCUCUCAGCAGGCCCUCUAAAAUCAGCUCCAGUAGUUAAACAUGCAAAAACUGCGCACUUUGAGAUUGAAAUACUUGAUGCUCAAACAAGAAAGCAGAUAUGUAUUGUGGAUAAGGUGGUGCAAACAUCUACUAUUCAUGAUGUUAAACAAAAACUCCACAAAGCAUGUCCAAAGUGGUAUCCUUCCCGAGUUGGCCUGCAGCUAGAACGAGGUGGGCCUUUUUUGAAGGACUACAUAACCAUUCAAAGCAUUGCAGCUUCCUCCAUUGUCACCCUCUAUUUUACAGACCUAGGUCAACAGGUCAGUUGGACUACAGUAUUUUUGGCUGAAUACACAGGACCUCUGCUGAUAUAUCUCCUCUUUUAUUUGAGGAUCCCAUAUAUAUAUGAUAUGAAAGAGAGUUCUAGAAGAUUCCGUCACCCAGUGGUACACUUGGCUUGCUUCUGUCAUUGUAUACACUAUAUCCGAUAUCUUUUGGAAACCUUAUUUGUUCAUAAAGUUUCUGCAGGACAUACACCUUUGAAAAAUUUGAUAAAGGCCUGUGCCUUUUAUUGGGGAUUUACUUCUUGGAUUGCCUACUACAUUAAUCACCCACAGUAUACACCACCAUCAUUUGGAAACCGGCAAGUCACAGUAUCUGCUAUCAAUUUUUUGAUUUGUGAAGCUGGAAAUCAUUUCAUCAAUGUAAUCUUGGCUCAUCCCAAUCACACAGGAAUUAAUGCCUGUUUUCCAAGUCCAAAUUAUAACCCCUUCACAUGGAUGUUUUUCCUGGUUUCAUGUCCUAACUACACUUAUGAGAUUGGAUCAUGGAUUAGUUUCACAGUCAUGACACAAACACUGCCAGUUGGGAUUUUUACACUUCUGAUGAGUAUCCAGAUGUCUCUGUGGGCACAAAAGAAACAUAAGAUUUAUUUGAAGAAAUUCAAUUCUUAUGUGCAUAGAAAAUCAGCAAUGAUUCCAUUCAUACUGUAGGAAAAAAUAUAUAGAAGAAAAGUAUAUAAGCUCAAUAAAUCAGACUUGGGCAAUUGUUGACUAUAAUGCAACAGAUUUUCAAAAACUACAGUACUUUUACUGAGUAUAAAUAUUAAAUGGUAUCAUCUAGCUAAAUUUAAAGGAAUAAACCUGAGACAAAAAGAAGAAACCAUAAAUAUGGGACUAAUAAAAAAUAGUAUCCAAUAUCUUUUCAAAGAAUUGGUCCUUAAACAAGAUUUUCUUACGUCAUUAAAUAUUUCAUAAUACUAUUUGCUUAAGAUAAUUAAAAUACCUGAAUUCUAAAGUAAAAAAAUUGUGACAUUUAAGUCCCUUGAAUUUUACACAUUUUGAUAGUAAUUUAUUAUUUUCUUUAUUGUUCAACAUGUUAUUGAGAAGUAUAUUUCAAUUUCUUGUGAAAAUUCUACCUAUAUUAAAAGUGAAACAUGUAAUUUCUCAUGCCAUAUUCAUUUAUUCAUACAUACGUUGUAUGUAUGAAACUAUACAUUCUGAAACUAUAAUAAUUAAAAAUAUUUUCUAGACAUUAUUUACUAAAUCAUUUGAAUAUAUACUGCAUAUUAAAUAUAUAUUUAUAUUUACAUGCAAAUCAUUUUUAUAUAUAAGUAUAUAUUGAAAUAUGUAUUUUUAAAAUUGAUUAUAUGUGAUGACAGAGUACAUUGGAGAUGUUUUGAGAUUAAGAGUGGAAAUAUUUCCUAUGUCCUCUCAAAGCUUGUUUGCAUAUGUGUGUGUAUGUGAAUAUGCAUAUAUAUUUUGACAGGGAGAUGACUGAUACAAAAAUCAAGUACACAUUAUUUAAAUAUUUUUAAAAAAUAAAGUUUCUUCAUUUUUAAAUUGA
Molecule: messenger RNA, 1999 nt
Organism: Mirounga angustirostris (Northern elephant seal)
Lineage: Eukaryota; Metazoa; Chordata; Mammalia; Carnivora; Phocidae
Gene: TECRL
Product: trans-2,3-enoyl-CoA reductase like
Exons: 12
Coding region: 55-1146 (363 amino acids)
Biological process (GO): very long-chain fatty acid biosynthetic process
Molecular function (GO): oxidoreductase activity, acting on the CH-CH group of donors
Source: RefSeq, a predicted model, not a curated record